AUGCAAGGCAACAGCAAACGAGUCGCUGCUAUGAAUGGCGGCAGCACUAGUGCUCGCGCAGAAGGAGUGUCAACAAUUUUCAAUCAAGUAGGGAAAGCUACCCCUGCCAACAACAAAAAGACAGCCUACAAAAACAUGCCAUUGUUGGCGCUCUGCUGUUUAAUGGGGAUGCUUCUGUUGCGUGAUCGACUGGUGUCUCCAAGUUUUUGGCCAGUGGCAUCAUCUUCUACUAUUCCCUCUUGUCUUCAGCAUCAAAGCGAAACCAUCUCGAGAAAUCAAACUAAUGGAAUGCCACUAAUCGAGGAUCUUCACAAUGACAUCCAAAAGUUGCAAGCAGAAGUACGAAAUCUUCAACAACGGUUGUCAGCAUGUACCUCUGAACUAAAAAAAAAAGAGUCAAAAUCAGGUGACACCACCAACACAAACGAGGACGCCAAUCAGAGGAUGAAAGAAAGACUUGAUUACGGAAAGGAGAGCUUGAAAAGGCAUCCAGUUUGUGGGAAGCUGCAGGAAGUGGCUGUCCCAGGACCUGCAGCCAACAGCAGCAGUGACACAAAUUUCCUGAUACCUUCUGCUUCCUUUAUUUGGACACAACGCCUGGGAGAGAUUCAUUCUGCUACCAAUCUACUUCCCAAUGACUUUCAAUAUCUGUUCCAUGACUUCACGGCACACUUAUUACAACUGGUUUCAUCACGGCUACCCAGGUCGGUUCAGACCAUCCCAAGAUCUUGGGAAUCGGUCCAAUCCAUCAUGGAUGUGGCAUGGAAGCGUUUUGAGUAUUUUCAAAGGCAUCCAGAAGCACUGGUGCAUGAAAAGGCUCAUCCGGCAGGAGUGGCUGAUGACUACAGUGACAAAGACAACAUUCCUCGACCAGUACAGAUCAUCAUUCUCGGAGGAUCGAUAAUGCAAGGGACGAACUGCCGGAAAAUGGUCAACCAAUUGCAAAUGAAAGACCUUUUUCUUCCACUUCGUGAUUGUUGCUGGGGACAUCGACUGGGGGCAUUUAUAAAUCAACUCUUUCAGGUACCUCUUGUAGAGGUCACUCACAUUGGGAUUGGCGGGACCAAUUCAGCCACUGGAACAACCCUGCUGCAGUUUGAAUUGUUGCCGCCACAAGCGGCCCAACAUCCUGACAUCAUCAUCAAUGGCUACUCCACCAACGACAUGCAUUCCUUUACCAUACAGGAAGCUCAACUCAGCAACUUGACGCUUGGUGAUCAGAUACGCGUCAUGGUAGAAGACUUUUAUCGCAAUGCCACGAUGAUGAGGCAUUCACAACAGGAUUGUCAAGCAGAUGGCGACCAACAAUCAACAGCUGAGGAGCAACAGUCAACAUCUGUACCCCCUUUGGUUGUACACUUUGAUGACUACAUGGGCAAUGAGCAACGUCAAAUCCUAGGAACGUUGGAAGGAUCAUCAACAGUGCAGUCUUUGGCUCGAUAUUAUGGCUUUGCAUCCAUGUCCUAUGUCAAUGUUGUAAGAGAUUGGGUUUAUGGGGACACCCAUGAAUCAUGGUUCUCACCAGCAGGAUGGUACCCGAACAAGAACAGUGCUAUGGAGAGGGAGAUUCAUCCACAACUGGGAAUGCAUAUUGUAGCAACAUGGGUUGCAGCCUACAAUUUGCUGCAUAUGACAACAACGUUUUGCAGUUUAGAACCAUGGCGACAUGCUAACAAAGGUGGCGAUCGUGAUAUACUGGAGCAAUCCUAUGAAACAACACGACAAGUCCUAUCACAGAUGCCCCCCCUGCGAGGGGAUACACAGUACGUUCCGGGCGGAAAGCCCAAGCCACCACCAAGAAGCCUGCCUCCUCGCCUGACCAAAGAGUUGUCCUUGGAAAGGGUUUCGGAACAGUGGGAACAAGAAUCCUCAUUGCUCCAGAACCAAGUACAGCAGCAAUCAACCAAAGUCUGUUCUGCAGGGGCAAAAUGUCCCUUUGCGUGGGUCAGCCGGAUUCGUCCGGCUGCGAUUCCAAACGUAACGGAGACCCUGCACAAAAAGGGAGAUGUUGCGUAUCAAGCAUACUGGAAGGCGCACACUGUUAGCGGCUUUGGGGGUUCUGCAAAUGACGAGAGCAAAAGUAGUUGGGCGUUCCAGUCAGAUCACGGCAAGACUGGUGUUUGCCCACAAAAUGGUGUUGGGUCAAAACUGCUGCUGGAGAUUCCACCACCGAUCUCUUCUGUGGAGCUGGUCCGGCUUGGAGUACCAAUCAACAGCGUGACAUUGUUUUAUAUGAAGAGCUAUGGUGAAAGAUGGGCAGACAGCACAGUACGAUUGGAUGUCUUGGCGAGCGAUUCGGCCGAAGCCUCAGAUUCGGUUUCAGAUUGGAAAACACUACUAUCGAACGAGUUUGUUGGUUACCAUUCCAAGAAUACAAGUGAAACGUAUCAUCACACCAUCCAUCUUCCAUCGGAAUACAGGAUAUCAAAGCUACGCUUGGCAAUUACACUGGUUAACGGAAACACCUUCAAGAUCAUGGGUUUACUGGCAUGUCGAUCAUAG
This is a messenger RNA of Seminavis robusta, 2502 nucleotides long. The record is from the annotation of a GenBank genome assembly. Lineage: Eukaryota; Bacillariophyta; Bacillariophyceae; Naviculales; Naviculaceae.